Molecule: messenger RNA, 888 nt
Organism: Sphenostylis stenocarpa
Lineage: Eukaryota; Viridiplantae; Streptophyta; Magnoliopsida; Fabales; Fabaceae
Source: the annotation of a GenBank genome assembly
AUGGCAUUGCGAGGAUUGAGUACGGUGGCGGUGGCGGUGACGGCGGCAGUAUGCCCUCCCGGUCCUCGAUGCAGAGUUGACAGCGGUACUUCAAGGUUAUGUGGUGGUGCUGGGAUUCCUUCUUCCGGAUCCAGAAUCUCUGUACGGUGUAAAGCUAUCGGAGAAAAGCGACAAGAUUCCUUGGACGCAACCAUUGUUUAUGAGGGUAUAUAUGGCCCCUGGACCAUUGACGACUCCGAUGUUCGAGAGGUGAUUUUGUACAGAUCAGGAUUGGUAACAACUGCUGCAUCAUUUGUGGUCGCUGCUGCUUCUGCUGCCUUUUUACCCGAUAACUUCUCCUUAAGUACUACCCUGAAGCAAAAUCUUGAUCUAUUUUAUGUCCUUGGUGCUGGUGGGUUGGGUGUAUCGUUACUAUUGAUUCAUAUCUAUGUUUCUGAGAUCAAGCGUGCACUACAAGCACUAUGGGUGCUUGGUGUUCUUGGAUCGGCUACAACCUACUUCACCCUUGCUCAACCAGCUAAUAAAAAUCUAAUACUAUAUGUCGUCGACAACCCAUCCGCUAUCUGGCUUGUUGGUCCUCUUUUUGCUGCCCUGACUGGACUUGUGUUCAAGGAAGGACUCUGCUAUGGCAAGCUAGAAGCUGGACUUCUCACGCUUGUUAUUCCUACAGUUCUUCUCGGGCAUUUGACUGGUUUGAUGGAUGAUGGAGUUAAGCUUACUUUACUUGCUUCGUGGAUGACCCUUUUUGUGGUAUUUGCUGCAAGGAAAUUCACCCAGCCCAUCAAGGAUGACAUUGGGGACAAGUCCGUUUUCAUUUUCAAUUCCCUCCGUGAAGACGAAAGGAAAACCUUGCUUGAGAAAUUAGAACAACAAAAGCCUCAGAAUUAA